AUGAUGAAGAUGAUGAGAAACAAACCGGCAAAUCUUCCGGCGGCGGCGAUUAACGGCGGCAGAGCUUCCGGCGGCGGUGGUGGCGGCAGGGAGUCAGGCGGUCAUGAUUGGGAAAUGAGACCCGGAGGAAUGCUGGUUCAGAAACGCAACCCGGAUUCGGAUCCUGUCGGAGCUCCACCGCCGCCGAUGAUCAGAGUCAGAAUCAAGUACGGUUCGGUGUACCAUGAGAUCAGUAUUAGCCCUCAAGCUUCAUUUGGGGAGCUAAAGAAGAUGUUGAGUGGACCAACGGGUAUUCACCAUGAAGAUCAGAAACUAAUGUACAAAGACAAAGAAAGAGACUCAAAGGCCUUUCUUGAUGUCUCGGGAGUGAAAGAUAAAUCCAAGAUGGUGCUUAUCGAAGACCCUAUUAGCCAAGAGAAGCGUUUCUUGGAGAUGAGGAAGAUUGCCAAAACGGAAAAGGCCUCUAAAGCGAUUUCCGAUAUCAGCCUCGAAGUAGAUAGGCUCGGCGGAAGGGUUUCAGCGUUUGAGAUGGUUAUCAAGAAAGGAGGGAAAAUCGCGGAGAAAGAUCUUGUUACGGUGAUUGAAUUGUUGAUGAAUGAGUUGAUAAAGUUGGAUGGGAUUGUAGCUGAAGGAGAUGUGAAGUUACAAAGAAAGAUGCAGGUGAAGAGAGUGCAGAAUUAUGUUGAAAUACUCGAUGUCUUGAAGGUAAAAAACUCUAUAGCUAAUGGGCAACAGAAACAGUCAAGUGGUAAGAGACUUGAAACGAUUCAAGAACAUACCAAUGGACAGAGGCAAGAACAGAAACCGGUACAAUCGCUUAUGGACAUGCCUAUAAACUACAAAGAGAAGAAGCAAGAGAUUGAAGAGGAGCCAAGAAAUUCAGGAUCAGGACCAAAUCUUAUGGAUUCUUCUACUAAAUGGGAAACAUUUGAUCAUCAUACCGUGGCUCCAUUGAGCUCGACUACUGCAAAUAAUCACACUAUCCCUCCCAGGUUCAAUUGGGAAUUCUUUGAUUGA
Molecule: messenger RNA, 1017 nt
Organism: Thlaspi arvense
Lineage: Eukaryota; Viridiplantae; Streptophyta; Magnoliopsida; Brassicales; Brassicaceae
Source: the annotation of a GenBank genome assembly